AGCAUUUUAUUUCUAGUAGCAGUCAGAGUAACUUCGAAACGAUUGCGACGCGGUUCGCGAGCUUGAUAACGGUUGGUGCAGUUAAGCUAUUAAACUAAACGGGUUGCUUUUUUCUGCAACAUUUGCGGUAUAUUUGAACCUAUAUCUCCACUGGAUACAAAUGCAAUAGUCAAGUGCAGUGAAUUAGUCGAAUUAAAUGCUAUCAGCUAUAUAGAAACUGCGUAGCAACGGUCCUCGUGGUGGAAAAUGCUAAGAGCCAACUGGAGAUGACGGUGAUUAUUUACUGAGGUGUGCAGUGAGUAAGCAAACAUUUGAAAAAAAAAAUGGAUGAAGCCGAGCAGAGUGCGCAGCUAGAGGGUUCCUGUAGCUUGGAUGAUCAUCAUAGUAGAUUCGCAAGAAAGUAUCGGUACUUCAUCCUGGAACCAGCAAUUCUACUACUGUUCUAUGCUUGGAAUGUCUCAUCCGCUGUCUUCACUAACCAAAUCGUUUACCAGUCAUGUACAGUGACCCUCGGAAUUGAAGAGUCCGAGUGUGCCCUACUGGGCACGGAGAAUGAAACGGAUGCCACCAAGGAGCUAGAAAAAGUAGUUCAACCCUACACGACCAAUAUACUGAUGGUGAAAUCUCUCAUUGAAUCGAUUAUCCCUGCCCUAUGCAGCAUGUUUAUUGGUCCAUGGUCGGAUAAAUAUGGCCGGAAACCCGUUUUACUUGCGAGUAUUACCGGAUCUUUCUUCAGCUAUUCCCUGGUGGCGUUGAUAUGCUUCUUGUCUGGAUGGUACACUAUCGAUCCGUGGUACUAUCUCUUGGCGUUCAUUCCUGCGGCCUUGUCCGGUGGUAACUGUGCACUGAUUACCGGUGUGUUUUGUUACAUCACGGAUGUAACUAAUGAAGAGAACCGGGCUGUCAAAAUGGGCGUUUUAGAAGCAGCGCUGUUUGGUGGUUUACUACUGGGAACUCUAAGUAGCAGUUUUAUCUUGCGAUGGUCGAAUGCCACUGUGGUUUUCGUUGUUGCCGCAGUCGCUAUUCUGGGGGCAAUUCUCUACAUUACAUUUUACAUUGACGAAAGCAUACAACCGAACGAGAUGGAUAAUUCAUCGUGCAAACUACGGGAAAUUUUCCGCUUCGAGCUUGUUUCGGAUUUGUUUAAUACUUGUUUCAAAAGAAGGCCAAAUUUUGAUAGGGUCAUCAUUUGGCUGGUGAUUACCGCGCUAGGCGCUAGCAUAUUUGCUAUGGAGGGAAAUGGUACGAUAAAUUUCCUGUUUCUUCGAGAACGAUUCAAUUGGACUGUAAAGGAAUACUCAUUUUACGAUGCCACCAUAAUAGUGUUCAUGAUCGUUGGUAAUCUUGUUGGCAUGUAUGGCGUAAAGAAAUUUUUCGGAUUAUCUGAAAGCAUUCUAGCGGCGAUCGGAUUUUGCAGCUAUGCCAUUGAUAAUGGAAUAAAGGGAGUGGCCUAUCAACCAUGGCAUUUGUAUUUAGCUAUCGUCGUGUCCAUGAUGAAGGGCAUUGCUGGACCAAUGGGUAGAGCAGUUAUUUCCAACACUGCUCCUCCGAACGACAUCGGUAAAAUAUUCUCAUUAACGACGUCAAUCGAGUCACUGACACCACUAAUAUCAGCUCCGGUGUAUACAUUUGUAUACAAAAAGACUCUCCCGUGGUUUCCGGGUGCAUUCAAUCUCGUCAGUGCUACGGUGUACUUUUUCUGUUUGUGCCUGAUGAUACUCGUUAGAAUAUUCGAAGGGAUGUACCAAACUACAAGUUAUACAUCAAUUAACUGAAAGCAAUAUGAUUGCGAUAAUAUGUAAAACAAUACGAUACUAUUUUGAUAUUAAAAUAUUUUAUAGCAUGGUUAACGUAAUUGGUAACUAGUCAAAAUAAACAUUUUACAAAACAAAAA
Molecule: messenger RNA, 1894 nt
Organism: Wyeomyia smithii (pitcher-plant mosquito)
Lineage: Eukaryota; Metazoa; Arthropoda; Insecta; Diptera; Culicidae
Product: tetracycline resistance protein, class D
Exons: 7
Coding region: 324-1775 (483 amino acids)
Biological process (GO): transmembrane transport
Cellular component (GO): membrane
Molecular function (GO): transmembrane transporter activity
Source: RefSeq, a predicted model, not a curated record